Messenger RNA from Bradysia coprophila, 1064 nucleotides. RefSeq lists its product as uncharacterized. NCBI's taxonomy places the organism in Eukaryota, Metazoa, Arthropoda, Insecta, Diptera, Sciaridae. Gene Ontology annotation, biological process: ubiquitin-dependent protein catabolic process via the N-end rule pathway; protein ubiquitination. Gene Ontology annotation, molecular function: ubiquitin protein ligase activity; zinc ion binding. The record is from RefSeq and is a predicted model, not a curated record. Gene Ontology annotation, cellular component: ubiquitin ligase complex; cytoplasm.
CAAUAUCACCACUCUUUCUUCUCUUUUUGUAUGGGCUUGACAAAACAAUUUGUAGUUGUCAGUUGAUCUCGAACCAUCAAACAAUCUCAACCAUAUAGUGGUGUGACAAAUAAAUAAAUAAACGAUGGGCAUCGAUAAAUUACGUUUCACAGAAACCAUCAUCAUCUCUAUCGCCGAAUUUUUAUGCGGAAUAUGCGAUAAUGUUGUCGCCGACCCAAUAUUGACAAAAGAGUGUGAACAUUGUCUAUGUCGUUCAUGUGUCACCACAGCUGUAAAGAUUUGCCCGACUUGCGGUAUAAAAGUUAAUGGUUUCGACGAAUUGGGCACCGCUCUGAAACGAGUCUAUUCCAACAUCAAGUUGAGAUGCGUUUACAAAUCUUGCAAAGAGUCGUUGACGAUUGCAACGUAUCAGGAGCAUGAAAGAAAGUGUCCAGAGGGUUUCUAUGAAUGUCCGAAUAUGUGUGGCUUCAAGCUGCGACUCUCGGUGGACGAGGUGCAACGAGUUCACAAUUGCAUUGAGAUCCUUCAGAAUAAAAUUGUUGGAUUGGAAGCUUCAAUUGUCGAUCUGAAAACCACCAAUGGCUCACUGAACAUUCAGAUCGAGAAACUGAAAGUGGAUAAUGCUGGUCUGUUGUCUGCUCUUGGAAGUCAAAAGAAACGUCGAGUUACUUGUGGAGCUGUUUUGGCGAAAGGCGAAAUGUUUUACCGUUGCUAUACGUGUCAGAUACGCCGGAUGUCAGUGCUUUGUGUGGAUUGCUUUAACAGAGGACAGCACGACAAUCAUCGGGUCGCUGGUAUGGUCGCAGAGGCUAGCACCUGGUAUUGUGAUUGUGGUGAUACUGUAACAUUACAGGAAUCUGCAACUUGUUCGAAGCAUAACAUUCAAUGACAGUGGCACGUCUAAUUUUUUUAACCAGUGAUUGGCGCCAAAGCCAAACAACUAAUUAUCAUUUUCCAAAGAAUUGGAAUUUCUUUAUAAACAAAUGAAAUUAAUGAUUUAUUUUAAGAAUGGAACUGAAUUUAUUUCCACAAUAAAUGAAAACCCCAAAAAUAAGUCAAUUCUA